UUGUCCAAUGCGGCCGUACCUCUAGAAAUUGCAGAAACAGAGAGUGUGUCAGUGGGGAUUAGCGACGACUGGGUGUUGCAACGGAACCUCCGCCUGUUCUCUGCCUCCAAACAGGCGGUCGCUCACUAUCAUGAGUCUGUGCCGGACGGGGAAGAGGAGUCCCGUCUAUUGUUGUUUAAGAUCACUUUCGCUACAGACGAGACUGCGCUCGGGGUAUCCUGGCAUCAUACUUUAGGGGAUGCUACCGUCCUCCAACGGUUCAUGCAUUGUCUAUCUGAACAAUAUCAAGGACACGACGUUGCUCAGCUCCCCCCGCCUACGUUCACUAAAAGAAGCUUCCGAAGCCCGACACCCAUCCUCAAUGCUCAGUAUUCUCCG
Molecule: messenger RNA, 378 nt
Organism: Trametes versicolor FP-101664 SS1
Lineage: Eukaryota; Fungi; Basidiomycota; Agaricomycetes; Polyporales; Polyporaceae
Exons: 2
Source: RefSeq, a predicted model, not a curated record